UAAAGUGCUCAAGGACUUUCCUGAGCGAACUCUCCGUAAAAUAACUGCUUACCCCGGCAAAACACCGUGACACAGCAAGCUCUCCCUGCAUUAGGAUACCUUGACUGAGCCCAGGAAAGUACCUGACACGAGAGAAAAGGGCUGUAAUUGUACUUAAAAUAGGAAAGUGUGGGUUGUUAAGAAGUGCCCAGGGUACUGUAGCAACCGCUGCCAUGGCUCGGACUGAUCAUUGAAAACAGACAGCGCAAAUCUUAUCGCGUUCUCAAGGUAGACGGAAAACAACUCGAGCGGCGGAGAGAAAUCCCCAUCCCCGUUCGGGUUCACUUUAAUCCGUUCAUUUUCGGAAAACUUCUUGUUGACGUUUAAGAGCCGCCUAUGCGUCUCCGGCUGAGCUCUCGUUUGAUUAUUAUUUGCUUACACGGUCUCACGCUGCGCAGCUCUUUCAUGUCUGUCUGACAACUUUUUCAAGGAUUUCGUCGAUGAACUUGUUGCGGUGAGUCCCCUUGAAACCCUCACGGCCAGUGUUGUACUCUGUUUCUAGACUAUGGAGGUUCCGGUCGGGCUGGGGGAGGCUUGCGAGUCCCCAGACGCCGGUUUUCACGGACCUUACCAAAGCGUUUUUCAAAACGUGCGCGUCGCGAGAGCGAGCAACCACGAGAGUUUGGACUUUUCUAGCUCCAAGAAGUGCGGCUGCCUGCAGGAGACCGCGUCGAGGGAAAUGCGUUUAAGCAAGCUGUCCCCCGGCAGAGGAAUAAUAUGCUGCCCCGAGAAAGAGUGCGAGAGUGCGAGUUUAGUGAUGCAGGCGGCGGCGAGCCGUAUUCAUUUUCUCAAGAGUUCCACUGGGAGCAAAAGCGACUCGUCUCUGUCCUCUAGCGGCUCGGGCCGCGCAGACGCCACCGAAAGCAGCGGCAGUCGCGCAGGUUUCCUUCGGGGCGCUGAGAGCGGACAGAAGCGCUGCGGUGCGGUUGAAGUUCACACGCGCGAGUUGGGCUCGAGCCGUGACGCAAGUGUGGCGAGUAGAAGUCGCGCGUGCACCACCAGCAGCAGCAGCAGCAGCGGCGACAGCGGCAGUAGCAUCUCGGAGACAGCGCGAGAGCUGUGCAAAGCCGUGUCCGUGUCUUUGGGCUUAGCUAUGGAGUCCAGCGAACUUGGCGAGGUGGGACCGCACCAUGCGCCGCCGCCCCUGACCAAUGAAAGUAGUAGUGAGGAAAUCUAUUUGAUUGGAAUGCCUUUGCUCAACUGCUCAGUGAGCGAAAGGGAGGCAGGAGGGAAAGACAGAGAGUACGCUCUCGCGGCGGGACGAGACAGAGGCACAGAGCUGCGAGGCAGGGACAAAUUGCUCUGGAUGAUUAAAAGUUGCGACCUGGAGCAGCUAGCAGGUGAGGGGACGACCUUGCAGUGCAGCAGCACGUCUCGAUCACACGUAACCACGGAUGUACAGCAGGUGCAUGAGUUCGGCAGCCUGUCCGGUGACUUUGGCAACCUGAGUUCAGAAGGUACGACAGCAGCGGAUAUGGACGCAACGCGAGCGGCUUCGUGCCUGUUUGAACAACUGUUGCCCGCGAGCAUGACCCAUUUCGUGCACCCGGAGCUAGAAAACGGACCGAGCCAGAGCUUCGCGAAGCCUGCGGAGAUGUCCGGCGAGUUCGCGGGCCCCGUGGAGGAUUACGUGAAUCUCUAUAAUGUCAAAAUCAAGGAAGAGAUGAUGCCCCGUGAACUGAAUGACACCUGGGCGUACCCGCAUAGGUACGCUGAGGACAGUAACGGCCAGUACGGACCUCCCAAUCAGAGGACCGCUUACGCAUCUGGCCACGAAACGCCUUUUAUCUGUAACCCCUAUGAGUACGGCCGAAGCGAGGCUCUGGUUCCGAGGGAGCGACCUCCGCCUGCACAGUGGUACCCCAACGGGAUGUUGACCCGUCCCCCUUACCCUAACGUGCCCUGCGUGAAAAACGAGAUGGGCAAAUGGCUGGAUGUAACUUCAUUUGCGGAUGGCAGGUAUGAUGGAGGGAGGAGUGACAUUUUCCCAAUGGAUUUUUUCCUUCCUCCACAAAGGACAUGCCUAAUCUGCUCUGAUGAAGCAUCGGGAUGUCACUAUGGAGCCCUCACUUGUGGAAGCUGCAAAGUGUUCUUUAAGAGAGCUGCUGAGGGGAAGCAGAAGUAUCUCUGCGCUAGCAGGAAUGACUGCACCAUAGAUAAACUGAGGAGGAAGAACUGCCCAUCCUGCCGUCUGAAGAGAUGUUUUGAGGCUGGAAUGACCCUGGGAGCCCGCAAGCUGAGGAAGAUUGGACAGAUGAAAGGUCCGGAGGAGGUUGGUCCCGUUCAGGGCCCAUCAGAGACAGUCCAGUGCAUGUCGCCCAAGCCAAGCCUGACGUUCCACUCACAGUUGAUCUUCCUGAACAUCCUGGAGGCCAUCGAGCCCGAGGUGGUGAACGCCGGCCAUGAUCACGCUCAGCCUGACUCAGCAGUUGCUCUCCUCACCAGCCUUAACGAGUUGGGAGAGAGGCAACUUGUCAAGGUAGUGAAGUGGGCCAAAGGACUUCCAGGUUUCCGUAACCUGCAUGUGGAUGAUCAGAUGACAGUCAUACAACACACCUGGAUGGGAGUGAUGGUCUUUGCUCUGGGUUGGAGGUCCUACAAGAAUGCCAACGCGCGGAUGCUGUACUUCGCGCCAGACCUGGUCUUCAAUGAUCAUAGGAUGCAUAUCUCCAGCAUGUACGAGCACUGUGUUCAGAUGAAGCACCUCUCGCAGGAGUUUGUGCUGCUGCAGGUCACACAGGAAGAGUUCCUCUGCAUGAAGGCCCUCCUUCUUUUCAGCAUCAUUCCAGUGGAGGGGCUGAAGAGUCAGAAGUAUUUUGAUGAGCUGCGUCUGACAUAUAUAAACGAGCUUGAUCGUUUAAUCAACUAUGGCAGGAAGACCAACUGCGCCAUGCGCUUCCAUCAGCUGACCCGAUUGAUGGACUCACUGCAACCAAUUGUUCAGAAGUUGCACCAGUUCACCUUUGACCUCUUUGUCCAAGCUCGGUCCCUGCCCACAAAGGUCAGCUUUCCCGAAAUGAUUGCAGAAAUAGUCUCGGUCCAGGUGCCAAAGAUCCUCGCCGGCCUGUCUAAACCAAUCCUGUUUCACAAAUGACAAGACUACACCCCUGAACCACUCAUCCAUACCAACCCCAACCAGGCCAUAUGAGCCAGUCAGUUUGGUCUGAUCCAGCCUAAACCAGCCUGCCAUGCUUUUAAUCUGGACUCGAAUCGAGCGACGGGACUGAACGAUACUGAUUUUUUAGAUUUUCUAUUUUUUAGAAUUUCUCCCCCUCUCUCCCUCCCUCCCUCCCUUGCUAUAUCAGUCUCGUCUCUCUCUCCUUUUGAAAAAUGGCCCUGAAAAGUCGUGGGACCAUUACAUCAUUACAGUUGUCUAUCUUCUCCUCAGAGAUCAUUUGAGCUCAUUUUCUCAAACUGACAGCAUGGUGUGAAGCAGGUUUUGUUCUUUCUUUCGACCAGCAGUUAUCCUUCAAGAGUUACAGCGUGUUGCCUGGUGGACAGGUUGGGAAAAAAAUAUCACACUGAAGUUUCAUCUGAGCCCUUAAUCAAAAAAAAAACCGGACAUUAUGCAGAUCUCUAUCAGAGUCUGUGACCUGCCUCCACUCUAUGCAUCGCAGUAUAAAAAGGUUUCAUUUAUUGUCCAUGACUUGAGAGAUCAGGAAAAGCAAAGCAGUAUGCAUAGAGAAAUACAUCCGAACGUGA
Sinocyclocheilus rhinocerous is the source of this 3741-nucleotide messenger RNA. RefSeq names its product androgen receptor (gene ar). Gene Ontology annotation, molecular function: sequence-specific DNA binding; zinc ion binding; DNA-binding transcription factor activity. Lineage: Eukaryota; Metazoa; Chordata; Actinopteri; Cypriniformes; Cyprinidae. The record is from RefSeq and is a predicted model, not a curated record. The transcript is spliced from 9 exons. Gene Ontology annotation, biological process: regulation of DNA-templated transcription. Bases 545 to 3133 code for a protein of 862 amino acids.